AUGCCUCGCUACUCAAUUGAGGAAAGAGUUUUUCUAGUUUGGAAUUACUAUGCUGUUGGUAAAAGUCCAUCUGAGCUACUCAGAAAAUGGUCUAGUGCUUAUAAAAACAAGCCAAAACCACAAGCUGCUACCGUAAUGGACUUAAUAAGAAAAUGGGAAGCAACUGGCAGUGUUCAAGACGAUACUAAAGGAAUGGCUUCAGCUAAAGUUACUCAAAGGACUCCAGAGAAAAUUGAACAGGCUAGAGCCAUCAUGGAUGCUGAACCGUCAACCUCAGUACGACAACUCGCUCAACAAGUCGAUGUUAGUGUAGGCACAGCUUGGCGAAUCAACCGAAAAGAUUUGAACAUUUUUCCCUAUAAAAUGCAAGUUGGACAGCCAUUGGAACAAGAGUCUUGCGAGAAAAGAGUUGCUUUUGCCAAUGAAAUUUGCGAAGUUCUUGACACGCCUGAUUCACCGAUGGAUCCUUCUAAGAUAAUUUUUUCGGAUGAGCGCAUUUUUGGCUCAAUGGUUUUGGGUAAAGUUGGUAAAUUGAAAGUUCCAAAUGUUCUCAGCUUGAUUGAUAAACAAAAUGGUUAUCAUGCUUCUGUUGAAGUAAUUAAUCCAACUCGAAACAAUUUGGUCCAUGAUUAUUAUGAUCUACAAAAUAAAGUUGGCUUUAUUGACUUGGAAGCAUUCAUUCAAAGUAAAAUUUAUCGACGUUAUUAUUAUCAUUCAACAGGGGAAAAGAUUGCCGUUCGAGAAGGUAUAUGUAAAAGGUUGGAAUUAACCCAGAAUGAGAAGAUUGAAUCGAUCAAAGAUUGGUUCGAACUAAAAGAUAUUGUCGCUUCUUCAGAGAUGUUCAAAGAUUUGGUUCACUUGGGGCCGACAGGAUUGAUGAUUUAUGCCAACAGUAAAAGUGAUAAAGCUUCGUUCAUAGGAUCCGAACUGAUUGAAGGUCGUACUGUUAAUCACUGGUUUUAUUGUAGCAAUCCUAAUGGACCUUACAUUGACUUUUACUUUGAUGUUAAGACUUCACUACCUUAUCGGUUCUCGUUGUAUUAUCCUAAAUGGAUCGAAACUCAGGAGGCGAUUUCAAUAAAUGAGACUCAAACAGUUAAAAAGCAAGUUGAUUCCGAUUCAAAAUACGUUUAUAACUUUUACAUGUUCAAACCACUUGUCAUAUCAUCAGAUGAUCCCAUUCCUUAUCCAUUGGGUUAUGGAUGUGCGCGUAAAGGCACUCGUCCAUCUACUCCAUUACCAAAUUUCAGUCAAGUUAAUAAUUUUAAUUUGGACAUGGAAGCAAUAAUCACCUAUCCACACCAUGACCCUAUCAAAUCAACUGCUCGGGUAAUGAAACGAGGUGAUGUUAUUUCGUACGAAAUCCAAGAAAAUGGUACUUCUGUUCGUUUCAUUGAAUUACCUCCUCCUUUAGGAAGAUUUCAAGUUGAUGAACACACUGGUCAAUGUAGUCAUUCAACAACAGCUUAUCCAUUUGAUGUUACACUAGUAACCCGUUGGCCUUCCGAUAAAAAUCAAGUCUUCAAUCUAUUUUAUUAUCUGCUAAUGAAACCACCUAAAGAUCAAGCACUCACUUUCAUUGGUGAUAUACCUUUAGGACCUUUUCGGGUGGAAGAAUACAAAGCAACUAACUUCUUCAGAAAUGGUAUUGCUGCCAUUAUUGACUAUUAUUAUACUCAAAAUACAAGUAACUCUGUUCCGAGUAAAGUCAUAUUCACUGAGGAUCCAAGCGAUUAUUAUUCUUAUGAAACUCAAGUUGAAGUAACCAUAAUUAAUUACAAAGAAGUUUACAUUGAUUACGAAGAUCGAUUCGAUGUUUCCGGUUGUUAUGAAGAACCUGGAAGCUAUACUUGGUUUCAACUUCUCUUUUCAAAUCCUUCGUUGAGCGAAUUCAAUUUGGAAGCAAUCAGGCAAUCGACAGAAGAAUACUUGACUUCAUUCAUUCCAGUAACUCGCAUUGGUGAAAUUCAUGCACAACAAGUUGAUUUUAAUGUGUAUGUUACUGUUAAGCUUUAUGAUCGUGUAAAUUUAAUUAAGGGUUAUCUUCUUCACAAUACAUAUAAAAUUAACAAUCCUGCAUAUAUUGUUAAAAGAUUUAAAGUCGAAGACUGUGAACAGCUCUGUAGUGCAACUGAAAAGUGUUUUGAUUUCAGCUAUUGUGACGAUUAUGAUUGUUCAAUAUAUCAAAGUACUCGUAGCUCUCAAUACUCAACUUCAUUCCACUACACAGAAGGAUGUAUUUCUUAUUCUCGGUCGAAGUAUCAAUUUGAUCUUAUUCCAUUAGUGAAUAAAAAUUAUCUGUCAGCCAUAUCACACGUACUACAACAGAUAAGGAAUAAAGUCUCAUCAGGCAACUUUCGUUUGCUUGGGCUAUCAGCUGAAGAUCUAUUCAUUGUGAAUGGACCUGAAGAGAUUGGUGAUAUUUCCCAAGAAUUACAUAGACGGGGUUCCUUUAAACCUUUAAGAGGUGAAGAUUUUCCGAUCAUUAGAACUGAUCGCCAUUUCAAUGAAGGACAAUUCAAGAUUGAGAAAAGUACUCUUAACGAAUGUUUCAUAGCUUGUUUGAAUGAUGAUGAUUGUAACACACUUUCAUAUUGUGUUAACCAGAAUAAGGAAUGCAUUCUGAGUGGAGAAACAUCGAGUUCACUAAACGACACAUUCGAAGACAAAACAAGCCAUGCAGAUGGAUGUGACAUAUAUCAAAAAUCAUUUAUCAAUUUAUUCCAUGAGUAUCCUGGAAAAAAUCUAGUUCUGGAUGCCGUCUCAACCAUACCUGAUGUACCAAUUGGUGAUUGCGCUAGCACAUGUGCUCAAUCAGAAUCAUUCAAUUGUGAAUCGUUCGAUUACUGUGAAAACAAUAAUAACCGGAAUCAAUCUAUUUGUCUCUUACAUGUUAAUCACAUUGUGAUAGAUAAAACUCGUGAAAUAAAUAUAACAAACUGGAAGUUUGCUGAAGCUGGAUGUUCCCAUUAUUCAAAAAAGUCUGAACUUGAUUAUGAGCAUAAAGUUGGACUUGCAUUGAAAGAUGAUAUGAAAGAAUCAAUUGUUGCAACCUUUGACCAUCUAUCACUAGAACACUGUGCUUCCAAAUGCAAUUCAGAUCCCAAUUGUUUUACUCUCGAGUUUUGUGAAACAAUUGAUUAUAAUCAAAUUUCGGGUAGAAGCGCUUCAUUGUCGAGUUGUACACUGACCAAUUUAAAACCAAGUAACAUUCAACCUCAUCUGUUUGAAGAGUCAAAAAGCAAAACCAAAAUUUGUUCAAUUUACAUCAACCAUAAGAAAAUUACAGGAAAGAGUGAAGCUGAUCCACCGAUACAAACUAAUACAACUGAAUCAUUAACAAAAACAUCAACGAAAUCAAAUGACUUCUCUUUAGCUAUCGGAUUGGGGACAAUAGCAUUUAUAUUGGCGUUUGCUGCUGGAUUCACUGGAUUUAAAUUCACUCCUAAGGAAGGAUUUGUUAAAAAAGCAAAGUUGAAAAUGACUGUUCCAAUGAAACCAACUCGGGAAACUAAAUAAGUCGAAGGGAUGGAUCAAUUACAUAAAGAUAUUCGAUAUUUUAUCGUAUCGUUAGUAGAUUCUAUCAAUAACCACCCACCCAAAGCAUCCACCUUAAUUUUCAAUAACAUUGAGCUCAAGUGAAUGUGCAGGCCUAAUCUUAAAAUUCAGCUCAUCAAGUUUUGUAGUUCAUUUGGUGUUUAAAAAAUACAUUCUUAGGCUUUUUAUACA
Tetranychus urticae (two-spotted spider mite) is the source of this 3729-nucleotide messenger RNA. The record is from RefSeq and is a predicted model, not a curated record. Lineage: Eukaryota; Metazoa; Arthropoda; Arachnida; Trombidiformes; Tetranychidae.